AUGAUUGUACUAGUGCGUUCAGUGCGCGGUAUGGCGUCGUUCGCGGCGCAAGCGGCUCUGCGGUCUCGCUGGAGUUCUCUCAUAGAGUCUACGAGUGUGGAUGUGCCUGGAGAAGUGACGGACGGCGUCCGUUCUGUCGUCGGAUGGCUGAAACAGGCUUCUCUCGAAGUACGUCAGGUAGGCCGGCGCGCCGUCAGUCAGUUGGCCGGCAGAGGAAUGGGAGACGAAGUCGUCAUUAUACACUUUAAUGAUGUUUAUAACAUCGAACCUACUACUACCACAGAACCAGUGGGAGGUGCACUGAGGUUCAGCACAGCUGUGAAGGCGCUCCAGCAUCUGAACCCUUUAGUACUGUUCAGUGGAGAUGUGUUCUCGCCUAGCAUGUUGAGCACGUUCACAAAAGGCGAACAAAUGGUGCCGGUGCUCAACGAAAUCGGAACGCAUUGUGCCGUGUUUGGGAACCACGACUUUGAUUUUGGCCUAGAAGUCCUCUCAGGCCUAGUAGCCCAAUGCAACUUCCCGUGGCUAAUGUCUAACGUGAUAGACAACGAGACCGGGCGGCCGCUGGGUGACGGCAAGAUCACCCACGCGCUCAUGUGUAACGGACAUAAGAUCGGCUUUAUUGGCCUGGUUGAACAGGAAUGGCUGGAGACGUUAGCAACGAUAAACCCUGAAGAAGUCACGUUCAUAGACUUUGUGCAAGCUGGCACCAAGCUAGCCUCGCAAUUGAAACAAGAAGGUUGUGAAUACGUAAUAGCUUUAACGCACAUGCGGACUCCGAACGACAUUAAGUUGGCAGAAGGUUGCAACGAUAUCGACCUCAUACUGGGAGGCCACGAUCACGUCUAUGAGGUUUUGCAUAUAAACAACAAAUACGUAGUAAAAAGCGGCACGGACUUCCGUCAGUUCAGUAAGAUCAGCAUCAACUUUGCCGACGAGGGGGUGCAGGUCGACAUCACUGAGGUCGGGGUCAACAGCUCCUAUGCCGAAGAUCUGGUGCUUAAGGAGAAAACUGAUAAGUAUUCUUCAAUGAUCGAAGGCAAAAUGGACGAAGUGUUAGGCAAGAUCUGCGUUCCUCUAGAAGGUCGGUUCUCCUGCAUCAGGAGACAGGAGUGCAACCUCGGGAACUGGGUGUGUGAUGUCCUCCUGGCUGCUACUGGCGCAGACCUCGUGGUACUCAACUCUGGCACCUUCAGAUCUGAUCAGGUCCAUGCUGCCGGAGAUUUCACUCUCCGAGACCUAUCCACCAUCAUACCGAUGCGGGACCCGCUAGUGGUGGUAGAAGCGACAGGCGAAGUGAUACUACAAGUGUUGGAGAACGCUGUCAGCAAGUACCCCAGUCUUGAAGGGAGGUUUCCUCAGGUAGCCGGCGUCUCAUUCGCCUUCGACCCCACAAAGCCUGCAGGUCAGAGAGUAGCGGAACAAGUGGUGAAGAUAGGAGACGAGUACCUGCAGCGGCAGCAGGUGUACCGCCUCGCUAUCAAGCAGUACCUCUAUAGUGGGAACGACGGGUUUAAUAUGCUGCCUAAGUGUAAGAUAUUGAUCCCAGAAGACAUGUGCCCCGAGAUCGGCAUGGCGAUCCAGAACCACUUCGCCGCCAUCAACGUCCGCACCGGCCGAGCGCGGCCCAGCAAGCAUCGACAGUCACUCGUUACUCUUAGCAGGAGGCACAGUCUAGUUAAAAUGCUAGACGGCAGUGUAGAGCUGGACGGUCCGCCGCCGCUCCGCCGUGCUUCAUCUGCCGCAGUAGAACCUACCUCGCAUGGACAUCACAGGUUAACCCGUCGAGCAUCGCUGGAUGAUCUUGAACAACAGUCAUGUGAACUAGCGCCUAAACUCGAAAACAGAAUUAUUGUACUCAAUAAACCAGAGGAGCUCCAAGCCUUGAUAGCCGAGCGUACUCGCUGGGAGUCGGACACCGUCAUUCGGGAGGUGGACGACGAAGGAUCCCCCUAAGAACUACCCUCCCUGUACGGCUGUUUCGUGUGGUACAAACACUUCCAGUAGCCACCUGACACUAAAAAGUACCACACGGCUAAAAAGUACCAAACAGGAGAAAGAAAAUUUUCAGUUCACAAAGACAUUAAGGUAGGAAUUUAUUGUGAUUUUACGUGAAAAAUGUACCAGUGUAUUUUUUUAACACCAAGUGGAUUUUUUUUAGUGGUACCAAAAAGUACCACUUGGAUAAAUUGUGUUUGCGAGUACCUGGUGUGCUGUUUUAAUAGUAAUUUAUUGUGCUAUUAUUUUUUAUGUAAAUUGAUGGAAAAUAUUGUAAGUAUUGUGUUUUAAUAACGUUUGUAAUUAAAAUGUAAUACUUUUAGUAUUUAAAUGAUAACGAAGGCGACCUAACGGUGAGGCUUGUAAAAAAUAAAUCAAAAAUAAUUUGACAGGUACAAACUAGAAAUCACAACACCAAUAUUGUAAAAUAAUAUAAAUUAAGCAUUAUUAUUUUCAAAAAGGAGUAGCUUUGUCUACUAAAAUGUCUCCUAAAACGACUUCAAUUUGUGCCUGAAUAAGACUUUCAAUUUAUUGCAUUAUGUGAGAAUCGAACUUGUCAUAAACCGCAUUGAUAGAAAAAAACGAGCUUGAAUCGAGAGAAAAAUAAGAAAAGUAUUAUCUUAUGAUGUUAACUCAACCGUCGCCUUCAAUCCUUAUGAAAUUAUCGAUGUUUUUGUAAACGAAUUUUAAAAUCGCAUAGUCUUAAUUAUUUAUCAUGUCGUAGUUAAAACAAAUUGGCGUUACUGUUGCUUUUAACCGACUGCGAAAUGCAAAGAAGUGUAAUGCUGCAGAAAGAAUCAAAAAAUAUAUUCGUGAAUGUGGCAUUCUAAAAACGAAGGACAUCUUUCAAAUAUUACUUUUAUGUUAUUUUUCAUACAAAUGAAAUGUGUCGUAGCAAACAGUGGCGCCAUCUACAAUAUAAAUCCGUCUAUAUUUGCGUUCAAUUAUACUCAAAGAUCGUGUUAGCUCGGAAUAGAUAUCUACCUCAUGCAUAGUAUUCCAAUCUAUGUGAUAUAGACUGCUAUAGUGUUGGAAAACUCUCUUAAAACCAAUUCAAUCAACUAAAAUAUAAAAUAUUUCAGGUCUUUUUGAAACCAGAAUCAGCCAAAAACUUUAUAAUAUAAAAAGCGACAAAUGAGUCUUCGCUAACUACAUGUAUAUCAAAACAUACAUAAACAAACAGCCGGUCUUCUACUAGUAAUUUAUCUUUCUCCCAACACUAUAGUAGUCUAUAAUUUAUUUUGAAGUAUCUAGUAUUAAACGCUUUUAGGCUUUCAUAGUGUAAAGAGUGGGGACGUACAGAAAAUUAAAGAAAAAACCUAUUUCACAGAUCACAGCAAUAAAACUCACUAAAUUGAAACCUUGACUCUCAGACAAUAUUUUACAAUUGUAAAAAUUAUCACAUAUUUCAGAAAUUACCUCAUCAGAAAAUUCAUACGAUUUUUCGAUUGCGCAAAGUGUCUCCACUCUAGAUAGGCCUAGUCUUCCGUUAAAUACUAUAAUGUAACUAAUACCCUGUUUCUGAAAGUCUGUUAAAAUAUCAAAUUGGUGUUUAACUAAGGUAGAUAAACGAGUACUUGAUAUAUUUUGAUAAACUUUCGGAAACCGGUACUCUAUUGUGUAUAUUUCAUCCUCAUCAUUAUAAUUGGAUAGUCUUCUGGGCUUGUAAGCCCGCUGUCCGAUUGCUAUUUAAGAGUUUUUAGCAAGUAGAUAUACGAAUUUUACAUAGCUUGCAAGUGGACUAAAGAUAAAAGUGACAUUAUCUAAAUGUAUGCAAAUUAAUGAGGGUAUUAGCUUAAUUAAUUUCUUUCUUCAUUAUUUUAAGGAAACCUCUAUUAAAAAACGAGAUCUUGUCACUUUUAUCUUAAAAGAUAUAAUCGUCCUUAUUUGCCAAAACCACACAUAUCAUAAAAAUCAAAAUACAAGUAUUUUGUCUCAAAACUUCCAUACACAAAUAAUUAAUUAUUAUUAUUAACAAAAAAAACAAUAUUAUUUACGAAAUCGUUAAUAGUAUUUUUUGGAGAAUAAAAAAUAGUUAUUAUGUUCAAUAUAAGUAAUCGAAUUUUUGAACUUUGCGCUUUUAACGAAAAAUUGCGCAAAGUUUGCGCAACAUUUUUCUCUGCGCUAAAUAGUUUUAAGGCGAAGUAAUGUAAUUAAGAUAUAAGCGUUGAUAACCAGCUAGAUAGCUUAGUACUGCAGCAUAAUAACAUACAUAAUAAUGAACAGUCUUAUAUCAAACAUUAAUAUUGACACUGAUACCCAAAAUAUAUCUGAAAAAACUAUAUCUAUAAUCUACAAUAACUGCUACAUAAAACUGAGAGAGAUACUAUCAUUUCGAGACAUUUGAAAUAACUCAUAGUAUGAAAUAAAAAGAAAUUCAUACCGUAAAUAUACAAUGAUUUCCAUAUUUACACUCACAGUACCCAUUUAUGUAAAAUAUAUAAAACUUAACUAUCACAAACACCGCUACAACUGCCUUUACUGCUGUGCUAGGUAUUAAUUACUAUGUAUUUUAUAAUAUGACACCAACUAAUAAACUAUAAAACUAUAAGUACAGAAAGUUCAACUCUAAAAGAUUGCAAAACAAGAAUUUUGGCUACAGCUAGAUUUUUGUGAAACAAGCAAUUUUCAACUACUUUAUAAAGUGUGAAUUAUUUUUCCCCCCAAAAACCAAUUAUUAAUGGCAGUAUGCUACUGAGAAAAGGUAUUUGGACGUGGGAUUUUGUAAUGAACUUUCUGUACAUAAUAAACACAUGAAAUAAUCAACAAAUUAAUAGAAAUUAAGAAAACGAUAGUUGUGGUGUGAUCGAAUAGAUUUAGCAAUUUAGUUUGUUAUUUAUAUUGAAUACUCAAGAAAUUAGCUACCAAAGUGAAAAUGGAACUUCAGUAUUUAUGUUAGAGCAUAAUUUACAAUAUCAGUCUCCAGUCUAAAAGCCCGUUUCACAGAAAUCUCAUUUAGUUCUGUCACCAAACUUAAUGGCGGCUCGCAAUCAACUUCAAAGCACUACCAUUCCGAGCCGCUAGAAAGCUUGGUGAGAAAUAUACCAGAGAAGAAGAAAAGUAAAUAUUUUUCGCCAAUCUUGAAUUUCCAAAAUAAUAAAAGCUUAAGAUUUGAUAAGACACGCACACAUUCUGUGUCGAUAUCUGAAAAAUACUUUACACAAACACAUAUAUUUUACACACCCACAAAUACAGUAUUAAUAUACAGUACAAUAUUCGUAUGAUAAGUAGCAAUUUUAUUUUCUAGUAUUUGGAACACUAACUUAUGUGAGUGCCUUUGCAAAGUAUAGUUUUUCUGCAAUUCAUUAGAUUAGUCGAAAAGUACCAUUUUGGUACUUUUUAGUGACAGCACGAUAAAACACAGAGUGACAUUUAGUGGCACUGUUGGCACUUUUGAUGUCCAUGAAAAUGUGAAAAAAAUAAUAAUUUUGUGAUUUUAAAAAGCAUAGUUUUGUUAAUAUUUUUAAAACAGUUUAUUUUUUAGGAUUUUUGUGUUUACUAAUUAUGUUUUUUGUAUAUUCGCAUGUUUUUUUUAUUUAAUUAUUAAUAUAGGUUGAAUUAAAAAAUUAAUUAAUUUUAAAAAUAUUGUUACAAAAAGACAUGCUUAGUGAUCUGAUUAUAGAUAAAUAACAUGCCUUAUUUAUUGAGCAAUAAGAUUGCUUUUGACGCUUGAUCAAAAAUAAUGUUCAUAUUACAUAAUUUAUUAUAAUUGUUGCGUAUUGUAAUUCUGAUUUUUUCAAAGCCACACAUGUACAGUUGCGUGCAAUAAUACGUAUUCGCUUAGUAAUUUUAAAACAGAUGUCUUCGAAUAAGCUGGUUUAUACUUAGUACUUGAAACGAAACCUCUUUUGUAAAAUUAUGGCUUUGAGAAUAUUAUGCUAGAGAAAACGUUGAACUUUAAUCAAUACAUAGGGGAAAUCGCUGUUGAAUCUUGCUAAGAUUAUGCAUAAUGCAUAGCAUAUUAUUGCACGUGAUUGUACCUACUUUUAUAUUAUUUUUCAUAUCGUUGUGAUUUUAUGGGUGCAACCAUUUAAUUUUAAUUCUAACUACCAUUAUCAUAAUUUAAGUUAAUUUUGACAUAUUUAAACUAUAGUUAAUUUUAACACAAAAAGCUGAUAUUAUUUUUAUGAAUCGUAAGAAAUGGAUAUAUUUUAAAAUUGUAUCGUCUAGGAAGUAACAUAUGAAUAAUUAUUAAAUAAUAAGUGUUGUGAUCAAUAUAAACUAGAAUAUUAGCUAUAAAGACACGCACUCCAUUUUAUUAGUGCUAGAGCACUAUUAGUUUCGAAUGUUUUGGCGGGAAUCAUAGUUGAUUAUUAAAUCACAUACAAAAUGAUAGUUGAGUUCAAAUACACACGAAAAAAAACUUUUGCAAAGUAUAGUUUUUCUGCAACUCUUUAGAUUAGUCGAAAGUACCAUUUUGGUACUUUUUAGUGACAGCACGAUAAAACACUGAGUGACAUUUAGUGGCACUGUUGGCACUUGAUGUCCCUAUCUACAAUUGUGGAUUUUAAAAAGAAAACCAUUUGUAUGAAUAUGAAACAUAUUAAGAAAUAUACUUCCUUACCGCGACAUGUUCAAGGACCCAUUUUCAACAUGGAUACCUAAAUAUUGUCGCAAGAAUUAUGCAAAACAUGCCAUUAUUUUACUCUUUAAAUAAAAUUACAAGAGUAUUGAAAAGUUGACGCUUCAAAUGCGGUAAACUGAAUCUAUUGAUAUCCUAUACUAUCAUUUCAAAUUUAUGUAAAAUAUGAUAUCCGCCAAAAGUUUCGUAUUUAAGGCAUAAUUAGCACGCCAUUGCCAGUGAUUUCAGUGAAUCUUCGCUAGCGUACGAAUAUUGUGAUAUAUUUAUGAAUUAAGUUGCUAUUGUUAUUGUUUUUUGAUUUGUCUAUUAUUAUUAAAGUUAGUGUGAAUAUU
Helicoverpa armigera (cotton bollworm) is the source of this 6912-nucleotide messenger RNA. Its product is annotated as snake venom 5'-nucleotidase. Gene Ontology annotation, molecular function: hydrolase activity. Gene Ontology annotation, biological process: nucleotide catabolic process. The coding region runs from base 1 to 1956 and encodes 651 amino acids. Lineage: Eukaryota; Metazoa; Arthropoda; Insecta; Lepidoptera; Noctuidae. The transcript has 15 exons. The record is from RefSeq and is a predicted model, not a curated record.